Messenger RNA from Lachancea fermentati, 639 nucleotides. Lineage: Eukaryota; Fungi; Ascomycota; Saccharomycetes; Saccharomycetales; Saccharomycetaceae. The record is from the annotation of a GenBank genome assembly.
AUGUCUUCUAAGACUGAGUCUUCAAUGGGAAUUUCGGUUCCCUCCUUUUCUCAAACUCUCAACUAUCUCAUUGCAACGGUUGUUGUCUGUUAUGCUGGGUACAAGUUGUUCACCGGUCAUGGUGAAGAUAUCAAUUUUGGUAAAUUCCUAACAGCCACAUCACCCUAUAUGUGGGCCAAUUUGGGUAUCGCUUUUUGUAUUGGUCUGAGUGUUGUAGGUGCGGCCUGGGGUAUCUUUAUUACAGGUGCUUCUAUUAUCGGUGCUGGUGUGCGUGCUCCAAGAAUUACCACUAAGAACCUUAUUUCGAUCAUUUUCUGUGAAGUUGUGGCAAUCUACGGCCUUAUUAUGGCCAUUGUGUUCUCAUCCAAGCUUACUGUUGCUCCUGCAGAAACGAUGUUUUCCAAGUCUAAUCUUUACACUGGUUAUUCGCUUUUCUGGGCUGGUAUCACCGUGGGUGUUUCAAACUUGAUUUGUGGUGUUGCAGUUGGUAUUACUGGUGCUACAGCCGCUGUUUCUGACGCAGCAGACUCUGCAUUAUUUGUCAAGAUCCUGGUUAUUGAAAUCUUUGGUUCUGUUCUGGGUCUUUUGGGUCUGAUUGUUGGUCUUUUGAUGGCUGGUAAAGCCACUGAGUUCAAAUAA